AUGCUUCUGAUGACAUUUGCUGGAGUUGAACCUGAUUGGUGGUGUACAUCGGAUGACAUGAAUCUCAGCCAAUGGAACAGGAGUCAUAUGAGCGGAAGCUAUCGGAACUGCUCUUGGGAAGGAACAUGCGACCGGAAGUUCAGCCAUGCCAUGGUUACGGCCGUCUCAGAGUGGAAUUUGGUCUGCGACCUGAGUUGGGUCAGCAACGCAAUAAUAUCCAUUCAGAUGAUCGGUGUGCUGAUCGGAUGCAUCAUCGCUGGGCACUGUGCAGACAAAUAUGGCCGGAAGAUCGUUUUCUACAGUGGAUUAAUUUUGCUCUUUCUUGGCAAUGUGGUAUCAGCAUUUUCCGUUUCUUGGACCAUCUUGAUGCCAGAAUCUGUCCGCUGGCUGGUUGUAAAAGGACGUCUGGACGAUGCGAAAAUAGUCAUCCAAAAGAUUGCGGAACUCAACAAGAAGCCAAUGCCGGACACGUCCAUCUUGGAGCUGAUUGCACAAGAGGAGAAGGCGGAGGGGGACAAAGCGAAGUCCUACACUUAUCUGGAUCUGUUUAAGACAAAGGAUUUAGGAAAGAAAACAAUAAUUACUUGUUUCUUAUGGCUCACUUGCUCGGGAUUAUACUAUGUUGUUGUCUUUGGCUUGAAGGAUCUCUCAGGGGACUUCUACCUCAACCUGCUACUGAUGACGCUCACUGAAUUCCCAGUAGCACCUUGUGUCCUACUCAUGUCGAGCAUAAAUAGUGACCUCAUGCUGCCAUUCAUAGCUUUGGGAAUCCUGGUUUCCCUCGCUGGUGUUGCUACCUUCGGACUUGAAGAGACAAGUAGCAAAGCCUUGGAAGACACAUUGCAAUCUUCUACACGGGACACUAAUGAAAAAGGACACCUAAUCCAAAAAGGGACAUCUAGGGAGUCAUGUGACAACGGAAAAUGA
Molecule: messenger RNA, 927 nt
Organism: Haliotis rubra (blacklip abalone)
Lineage: Eukaryota; Metazoa; Mollusca; Gastropoda; Lepetellida; Haliotidae
Product: organic cation transporter protein-like
Exons: 5
Coding region: 1-927 (308 amino acids)
Biological process (GO): transmembrane transport
Cellular component (GO): membrane
Molecular function (GO): transmembrane transporter activity
Source: RefSeq, a predicted model, not a curated record